Molecule: messenger RNA, 1200 nt
Organism: Amborella trichopoda
Lineage: Eukaryota; Viridiplantae; Streptophyta; Magnoliopsida; Amborellales; Amborellaceae
Product: KH domain-containing protein HEN4
Molecular function (GO): RNA binding
Source: RefSeq, a predicted model, not a curated record
CGCGGGGAUGACGGUGGCUAUCUAUCAGGUGCUCCUUCACCAAUCCCUAAAUUUCAUGAUGGUUUUAACUCCAGUAGAAUGAAACCCCUGAAAUACUCACAUUUAAAUUGUUAUGCAUGAAUGAGAAGGCUGGAGGUGUGAUAGGAAAAGGGGGUUCCAUAAUUAGAGCACUCCAAAAUGAGACUCAGGCUGAGAUCAAAAUUCUUGACACUGUACCUGACUUGGAGGAUCGUGUAAUAGUCAUUUCAGCACCAACACAUCCAGACGAUAGAAUUUCUGCUGCACAGGCUGCUGUUCUUUGUGUGCAGAGCAGGAUUUUUAAAGCAGCACCUGACAGUAAAGAUAAAAGCUUGGUCUGUAAGGUUCUGGUACAUUCCAAUGAGAUAGGUUACUUGCUUGGGAAGGGUGGUGCCAUAAUAGCAGAACUGCGCAAGUCAUCUAGGGCACCCAUUCAUAUAUUGGCUAAGGACCAGAUCCCAAAAUGUGCUUCGGAUAAUGAAGAAGUCGUUCAGGUAACUGAAGAAUUUGAGGCUGUUCAAGAAGCUCUAUUACAGAUCACAUCCAGAUUGCGCCAACAUCUUUUCCACGACCAAUUCCAAUCGAUUAUCAACCAUCCACAUCAUCCUGCUUUCAUAGAACAAGUACCUCCUCCAGUACCUCCAUAUAUGGGAAGGAGACCUCCUUCACCUCCUGGGAUGUAUUCCCAUAUGGGUCCUUCAAUCCACAAGUUUGAUCUUCCUCCCAACAUGGAUCUUCCUGGGUUUCCACGUGGAAUUCAGAAGCCAGGAUUCUCUCACAAUUCUGAAAGAAUGCCACCUCCAGCACCAUGGGCACAUCAGGGUAUUGGUGGGAGUGGGAGUGGGAGUGGCAGUGGGCUUGAGACUCGCCUACCUGAUUAUGAUAGGGGGUUUACUCAACGGAGACUAGAUGGCUUUGGAAGUCAAUUAGCGAUUAUCACUAGCACAACUGUAGAAUUUGUUGUUCCUCGAGCUGUUGUUCCCACAAUUUAUGGAGAGAAUGGAGAAUGCCUGAAAAAAAUACGUCACAUUUCAGGUGCUAAUAUUACCAUCACAGAACCCAGACAUGGGGCCAAGGAGACUGGUCAUAAUUUCUGGAACACCUGAGCAAACAAAUGCAGCACAGAGUCUUCUUCAGGCAUUUGUCUUGAGUGAGCAGGGAUCUCCUUGAACUGAGAGCAGA